This is a messenger RNA of Orycteropus afer afer, 1974 nucleotides long. It is a transcript of the gene BRD7, whose product is annotated as bromodomain containing 7. Gene Ontology annotation, cellular component: nucleus. Gene Ontology annotation, biological process: regulation of transcription by RNA polymerase II. NCBI's taxonomy places the organism in Eukaryota, Metazoa, Chordata, Mammalia, Tubulidentata, Orycteropodidae. The transcript is spliced from 17 exons. The coding region runs from base 1 to 1974 and encodes 657 amino acids. The record is from RefSeq and is a predicted model, not a curated record.
AUGGGCAAGAAGCACAAGAAGCACAAGUCGGACAAACACCUCUACGAAGAGUAUGUAGAGAAGCCCUUGAAGCUGGUGCUCAAAGUGGGAGGCAAUGAAGUCACCGAACUCUCCACGGGCAGCUCGGGGCACGACUCAAGCCUCUUUGAAGACAAAAACGAUCAUGACAAACACAAGGACAGAAAGCGGAAGAAGAGAAAGAAAGGAGAGAAACAGGUUCCAGGGGAAGAAAAAGGAAGAAAACGAAGACGAGUGAAGGAAGAUAAAAGGAAGCGAGAUCGAGACCGUGUGGAGAAUGAGGCAGAAAAGGACCUCCAGUGUCAGGCCCCUGUGAGACUAGACUUGCCUCCUGAGAAGCCUCUUGCAAGCUCGUUAGCCAAGCAAGAAGAAGUGGAACAGACACCCCUUCAAGAAGCUUUGAAUCAACUGAUGAGGCAAUUGCAAAGAAAAGACCCAAGUGCUUUCUUUUCAUUUCCUGUGACUGAUUUUAUUGCUCCCGGCUACUCCAUGAUCAUAAAACACCCAAUGGAUUUUAGUACCAUGAAAGAAAAGAUCAAGAACAAUGACUAUCAGUCCAUAGAAGAACUAAAGGAUAAUUUCAAACUAAUGUGCACUAAUGCCAUGAUUUACAACAAGCCAGAGACCAUUUAUUACAAAGCUGCAAAGAAGCUGUUACACUCAGGGAUGAAAAUUCUUAGCCAGGAAAGAAUUCAGAGCCUGAAGCAGAGCAUAGAAUUCAUGGCAGACUUGCAGAAAACUCGAAAGCAGAAAGAUCAAGCAGACACCUCACAGAGUGGGGAGGACAACUGCUGCUGGCCCAGGGAGAAGGAGGACUGUGGAGCUGCUGAGGCCCAGGCGUUCAAAAGCCCCAACAAGGAAAACAAAAAGAAAGACAAAGAUCCAAGUGAAGAUAAAUUUAAAAGCAAUACUUUAGAUAGAGAACAGGAGCAGAUCGACCGCAUUGUGAGAGAGUCUGGAGGGAAGCUGAGCAGACGGCUUGUGAACAGUCGGUGUGAAUUUGAAAGAAGAAAGCCAGAUGGGACAACCACCUUGGGGCUUCUCCAUCCUGUGGACCCUGUUGUAGGAGAACCAGGCUACUGCCCUGUGAGACUGGGAAUGACUACUGGAAGACUUCAGUCUGGGGUGAAUACUUUGCAGGGAUUCAAAGAGGAUAAAAGGAACAGAGUGACUCCAGUGUUAUACUUGAAUUAUGGACCAUACAGCUCUUACGCACCACAUUAUGACUCCACAUUUGCAAAUAUCAGCAAGGAUGAUUCUGACUUAAUCUAUUCAACCUAUGGGGAAGACUCUGAUCUUCCAAGCGAUUUCAGCAUCCAUGAGUUUUUGGCCACAUGUCAAGAUUACCCAUACGUUAUGGCAGAUAGUUUAUUGGAUGCUUUAACAAAAGGAGGGCAUUCUAGGACCCUACAGGAGUUGGAGACGUCAUCAGCUGAAGAUGAAGCCCAGACUAAAACACGGGACACCACAAGGGACAUGGAGCUUACAGAAAUAGAGUCGGCAGAGCACUUGGACUGCAGCAACCAGGACAGGCUCGCAGCAUUGAAAGCCGUCAUAAGCUUUGGCGCUCCAGUUGAGGUUUUUGACUGCGAAGAAGCUGAAGUGUUCCAGAGGAAACUUGAUGAGACAACCAAAUUGCUGAGGGAGCUCCAGGAAGCCCAGAAUGAACGUCUGAGCACCAGACCCCCUCCCAACAUGAUCUGUCUCUUGGGUCCCUCAUACAGAGAAGUGCAUCUUGCUGAACAAGUGACCAAUAAUCUCAAAGAACUUGCACAGCAAGUUACUCCUGGUGAUAUUGUCAGCACAUACGGAGUUAGAAAAGCCAUGGGGAUUUCCAUUCCUAACCCCAUCAUGGCAAACAGCUUUGUAGAUUUAACAGAAGAUUUAGAUUUUAAAGAACCUAAUAAAGAACCUAACAAGACUGGUGUUGCUGAAUGUGGACCUGAUGGGAUUUGA